Molecule: messenger RNA, 1759 nt
Organism: Owenia fusiformis
Lineage: Eukaryota; Metazoa; Annelida; Polychaeta; Sabellida; Oweniidae
Source: the annotation of a GenBank genome assembly
UCAAUUAUAGUGAGUUGAACAGAGAACACACAUAUAAAGUCUCUCCCGGAAUAUUGUGAUUUUUAUGCAGAAGUUGCAGUGCAAUCUUGGAUUAAUUGUUAUCAUUACAUUUGAGAACAACCAGGGAUCAAAAUGACAUAUAUUUCAUGCUGCAAUUUAUUUUGGAUUUAGAUAUUUUAGCAGAUAAAGUUUCACAAAAGUUGUGGAGAUUUUUUAGUUUCUUUAUAAGCAGUGAGGGACCUCUUUAUAAAUUGGCUGACUUACAACUUGGAUACAACCAAGGAGGCUUAUUAAGCCCAGUCUCCAGAACACUGAUCUUAUUAUGAGCAUGGAAAGCUCGUUAACACCUUGUAGCAUGCCUGAUACGUGUGACUUGAACUUGUUAUUGGCCCCUUCUCCAGGCAACGAACAAUCAGCUGAUCAAUGUUUACCAACAACACCAAAGGGGCUCUCUCAAGAUCUUAGCAUGGUCUCCCCAAAUAACACAGUAGACUCUUCGAACAGUAGUGUUACACGUAUAAAGACUCGACUUCGCCCACGAUCUGAACUGCCUCGUUGCACCCCUAGCAGUACACGCUCCCUCAGAUCACGCUUGAAAUCUGCCCAACUUCCUCUUGCAAAAUCAAAGCCUAAACGUAAGGUUGCUAAGAAAAAAAUGCCUAGCGCCAAUAUGGACAAUCCCAAUUCCCAAUUUGAUGUAUUAGUUUCAAUAGUAUCUGAUAUGAAGGCCUCAAUAGACACUCUAAAAUCUAAUAUUGAGUGCAUCCAGACGGAUCUACAUGCUUUUCAAAGUACAAAUACAGAUCUCGUAAAACAGCUUGCUGCCAAAACUAUGGCCUACAAAGAGCUGGAUGAUGAGAACACCCACUUACGAAAACAGCUCAUAGCAUGCAAAGAACAAUCCUCAACAAGCGUUAACGAUCCGAAAACACUUGUUAUAGGAAGCUCAAUCAUUAGAGACAUUGACAGCAGUAAAUUACUUCAUACGGAUAUUGAAUGUAUAAGGGGUGGAAAGAUCAAAGAUGCCCACAAGAGACUCACUGAACUUGACCAAUCAUAUAGUCGCAUUGUAAUACAGAUGGCCAGCAACGAUGCCUCGCAGAAAGAUGCCACUGUAAAAGGCAUCACAGAUGAAUAUAGCACCUUACUCACUGGAGCAAAGAACCUCUGCGAUGACAUCUGCGUGUCCAGUAUUUGUCCAAGAACGGACAAACCUGAGGUUCAGGAGUUGAUUGAAGGAGUCAAUGCCGAACUCAAUGAUCUAUGCCAGAAUGACACCAAGCUGACCUUCAUUAAUAAUGAUGAAACCUUUCGCCUACAGAACAAUGCCAUUAAUACAGGAUUUUUAGACUCCCAUGGUCUGCAUCUCUCUAAAGCAGGGUCAAACAGCUUGGCAAAGAAUAUGAAGUUGAAAGCCAAGCCAAACCACUGUAAUGACAUCACAAAAUCCUUUCAACACAAUAAACGUCACACCAAUACUCAUGCCAAGGUCACCAAUUCCUCGAACAAUGACAAUAAUGCGGAAUGGCAAACUGUGAACAGAAAAAAUGCUAGACGGCACCCAGCCAACCGGACAAGCUCAAGUGUAUCACCCCAAAAUGACACAAACAAUAAGCCUGCCUGCUUUAAAUGCGGCGAAACCUCACACCUGGCUUCAACAUGUUGGCAUCCUUCUUCAGUGCGUUGCUAUGGAUGUAAUUCCCUGGGGCACAAGGAAUCCAGGUGUACUAAGAAAUCAUCCUCUAUAACCACACAAUAG